This is a messenger RNA of Prunus dulcis (almond), 700 nucleotides long. Its product is annotated as V-type proton ATPase subunit e1. Gene Ontology annotation, cellular component: proton-transporting V-type ATPase, V0 domain. Gene Ontology annotation, biological process: proton transmembrane transport. The transcript is spliced from 4 exons. NCBI's taxonomy places the organism in Eukaryota, Viridiplantae, Streptophyta, Magnoliopsida, Rosales, Rosaceae. Gene Ontology annotation, molecular function: proton-transporting ATPase activity, rotational mechanism. Bases 184 to 396 code for a protein of 70 amino acids. The record is from RefSeq and is a predicted model, not a curated record.
UGAAUUAACAAAAAAGCCUCUGUCCUUCGGAUGGACCCACGACCCGGCGUUCCAAAAUCGAGUGUAAGAUCCCCAAAUAUUUUUCGUUUCUUUUAAUUUCUUUUCCCACACUUUCUCGGCAGCCAAACAGGCCGAAAUUGAACUUUUCUGGUUGUGUGCAUCGAGAUCGAAGAGAAAUCCAACAUGGGGUUUUUGGUAACGACCUUAAUUUUCCUUGUGAUUGGGAUCAUUGCUUCUCUGUGUACCAGAAUUUGCUGCAACCGAGGACCUUCUACUAAUUUGUUCCAUCUAACAUUGGUUAUUACAGCAACAAUCUGCUGCUGGAUGAUGUGGGCAAUUGUAUAUCUUGCACAAAUGAAACCACUCAUAGUUCCUAUUCUAAAUGAAGGAGAGUGAAGUUCUGUUUCGAAAAGCAUAGAUUGCCAUAUUGGUUACGUGCCAAUCGGAUUAUGGAUUAUCUUCAGAGAACAGCAAGUUUUAGUCCAAUUGAUUAUUUAGCAUCUUCUGGUGUUGGAUUUGUAUGUAAAUGUUGGAGUGUCAACUUUGAAAUUGUUUGGCAUUGUUGCCCUACAUCACCUGCUAUUAAAUGUUAUAUGUACCCUCAUUCAUUUAGAAUUCACUGUCAGACAGUAUGAAAAGUAUAAAUGUGAUUGGAAUGGAAUAAGUUAUAGAGAUCGAAUGAGCUGACAAGUUUGAUUUA